AUGUCAUCUGAACCGGUGCACCCAUUGCGCAUCGCCAAGGGCACGCCAGGCUCGUCACCAGCUAAAUCGCCCAACGCCGCUCCCCAGCCCCGCCCCCUAUCUGAACUUUCUCCCACGGAAAGGAGACGCAAUUCUCCUAGCUGGAACAACCAAAUGUCUCCUACCAAGAAGUCGACUCAAAACAGCGGCAAUGAUUCGUCUCCAUUCCAGAACUCGCCCGCCGACUCGGUGACAUCGCCGCGAGUGUUUUGGCAAAAUCGCAAUUCGGAGAACAUGUACGGCAACGGCUCGCCCUCUCCGACCCGGCGCUCAUCGAUCGAGCGUCUCCAGAAAGCUUCCCGCGUCAAGAACAGCAACAUCAAGGCACUUGAGCAGAAGCAGGAAUAUGACCCAACCCGAGUUCCUCAGAUCGAGAGACCUCUAGCCAAGGUCCAGAGCACAUACGGUUUGCCGGUAGGCUCCCCCGGCCCUUACUACGCUGAUGGCGACAAGUCCAUUGCUGCACCUGCACCCAUGAGUCCAACAAAGUCAGAUUCUGGUCCCAGUACGCCCAGAGGGCCCAGCAAAGACCAGGCUUCACCCACCAAAUCCUCACUUUCGCCAUCCAAAUUCAAGAGCAGCUUCGACCAUGAGACGGGCACGUGGUCUGCAGAUGCAUCUGCCAUGGACGGCUCUCCUAGCGGCCGCCCCUCGCAUCGGCACACGAAGAGCGUGACGUUCGACAAUGCGCCGCCCCAGAUCAACGAGUAUGAGAUGGCCACUCCGGAUCUCUCUUCUAUUGGAACAAAUUCGCGCGAGGGCAGCUAUGACUCGAUGGAUGAGGACGAGGAGGAAGACGAGGAUCUUCUCUACGAUCCCAAUCACAUGGGCGGCCACGAUGAUGAGAGUUUCGAUGCAUCUCUGGAGGACACAGACAAGACGCCAGUCGUCGGCCCCGAUGAUUGGGCCAAAGACAACUCUUUGAUGAACCACGAGCAUGAGGAUUAUGAUGGAAGCCCCAUGCCUGAAGGGGGUCUGGGAGGAAGCAGUUCGGGGCGCCUAUCCAUCGGCUCGGUCGCAGAAAAUCGCCCUCUUCCCCCUCUUCCAGGAAGUCAUGUCAGAAGCCAGUCUACCGGCUCUGUGCCCUCAUCUCCUGCGCUCUCUCAGGAUCCGGAGAAGAUGAGUGGUUCUCACAGAAGCCUACCUGUCCCACCUCCAGCCUCAGCCACAAAGUCCGAUAUCGAAGACUUCAUCAGCGGCAAGAUGUCACUUGAGGAAAGACUCAAGCUCAUGAUGAUGUCUGAUGACAGCAGCGGUAAGACCGCUGCCGAACAACAGCGCGAGCGACGUCUUCGCCGAAGUUCUGGUCGCAGUCGUAGCUCACUGUCCCGUGAUGACACGCUCAACACGGCUGAUGGCCACGAUAGCCAAAUCGCCCUCGACAUCCACAAAGAUGAAGAGGCCGAGGUCCAUGAAGAGGAAGACAAUCUCGGCGACAUGUCCGGACUGGGAGACUAUCAGCUGCCGCAGCCCAUCUCUAGGGAGUCCAUCAUGAAGCGUGUCAACGGGAGCAAGAUAUUGUCGGAUCCCGAAUCAGAGUACAACUUUUCUUCGCCGCCGGGGAGUCCCCUUCGAGACCAACACUUUCCUCUUGACCCCGAUGUUCCCAUUCCGUCCACUGAGGACUCUCUGCUGGAUGACGAGGACGACGAAGACGAUGAAGAAGAUGGUUCUUAUGAUGAUGAAGAAGAAGGCGACGGCCCUUAUGAUGAGGACGACCCCGUGGAGAGCAGCGUGAUUAUUCAUCGGGUUAUUCAUGAGGACGAUUCCGAGCUCGACAUGUACGAUUCCGAAUACGAUGACGAAUAUGACGACGAGUCUCACUUCGAAUCUGACGAUGACUUGGAUGCUUCGGGCUCUCAUUAUGGGGGUGAUGACAGCCAAUCUACGGAGUCUGGGCUUAGGACUGAGCCUACUGAGAACACCGUGGAAGACCCAGCCAAGGAACCUGCCAAGGAACCUGCCAAGGAGAUUGUCACAGAGCUUGUCAAGGAGCUUGUCGACGAGCCUGCCAAGGAAUCUGUCAAGGAGUCUGUGGAAGAAUUGUCGCCUCCGGAGCAUGAUGUUAGCGAAGAGGCGCUGACUCCUCGUGCCGUCUCUCCGGCAGGGACUGAAGAUGAAACACAAACCGAGGCUGAAUCUAGUAUGGUCAGCGAAUCAGCACUCUCGGUUUCUGAUCUAUCAUCGGACGCCACUCCUGAAGCUACACUGGACAUAUCUUCGUUUGACCCUUCUAUGCUUUCGGGUUCCGAGCUUGAACCAGCCGCUCUUGAAUUCAAUCGUGAAUUGCCAGAGGCGACAGACUCAGAGGGAGAGCACGACGUAUCGCCAAAAGUAUCAACUGAAAUCCUCCGAAACAAGACUCCAGAGAAAUCGGAAGAUAGAUCGGAAACUCCCGACUCUGUCAUCCAUAACCCCGUAUCUGAUGAAGAGGAGAUUGUCCGCAAAGAAUCCCCUGAGAUUCCCGAGCGGCUUGCAACUAUCAAGUCCUCUGGUUCCAAGUUGAAGACGAGGAUUUCCAAUACGCCUUCGGAUAUCGUGGCUAUGCGGGAGGCUCGUAGGCACGUCAGUGGUGAAAUACCUAGUGUUCCAUCGAUCCCAAGCAAGCAUCGCGCGCUCAUGUCAAGAGAUGGCAACGAUGCUGAGUUUAGCAACGACAGUUUCCUGGCCCGGCACCCAAGCUUUAAGAACAAGAGCCUGACAUUGGACCUGGACAUGGGCCUCAGCUUGGAUAAAGACUUUGAACGAGUCAUUGAAACGCAAAAGCGCGGAUAUCUCAUGCGACAAAACACCAAACUCGUCUCUGCCAGCGACAAGGAUGCCGAGGAUCCUUGGAAAGCACGAUCUGCUAACAACUCACCCAUCAAGUCGAGCCGGCCGCAGUCGUGGACUGUGGAACCCUGGAACAGCCAAACUCGUCGCAGUAUUCGAAAGGGCCAGCCGAUAUUAAGCCCCGUUCCACCAUUGCCGGGCCAGGAGAGCAAUUCGACCGCUCUGAACAAGGUUGUUGAGGAAGAUUACAGUGUUGAUGCGGCCGGCCCCGAUGCGGGUGAGAGAGGCCGCCUGUUUGUCAAGGUCAUUGGUGUCAAGGACCUUGACCUGCCAAUUCCAAAGAAUGAGCGCAGCUGGUUCAGCCUCACUCUCGACAACGGUGUCCACUGUGUGACGACAGCUUGGCUGGAGCUGGCUCGCAAUGCACCAAUCGGGCAAGAAUUCGAACUUGUCGUGCCCAACGACCUCGAGUUCCAGCUCACACUGAACGUUAAGCUAGAGAAGCCCACGUACUCCCAUGUCCAGCCUGCAGCAGUCAAGAUGACAAAACCCAAGUCAUCCACUUUCAGCAGGGUGUUUGCAUCACCCAAGAAGCGCAAGGAGCUUGAGCUUCGACAAAGGGCAGAGGAAGAGCGGUUUGCGCUGCAGCAAAAGGAAGCGCUGGCACAAAAGCAUGGAAGCUUUGCUCGAGCUUACAUCUCCCUGAAGGAGCACGAAAACCGAUGCUUCGGUCGCCCGUACACAGUCGAAGUUAUCUGCUUCAACGAGUGGGCCACCGAGGAAGAGAGUUUUGCCUCCACCAUCAAGAGCAAACGAGGCAACGCUGCUGGCAUUCUCAGAAAGGCGCCGUACAAUAUCGGGAAGCUGGAGCUUCAGCUUCUCUUUGUACCGCGCCCCAAGAACGUUACGGAUGAUGACAUGCCCAAGAGCAUGAAUUCAUGCAUUCGGGAGCUCAAAGCUGCGGAAGAGAGGCUUGCCCGUAACUGGGAGGGUGUUCUGAGCCAGCAGGGUGGUGACUGUCCUUACUGGCGCCGCCGAUACUUUAAGCUUGUUGGCACAAAGCUGACUGCAUACCAUGAGGCUACUCGCCAGCCCCGAGCGACGAUUAAUCUUUCCAACGCCAAACGUUUAAUUGACGAUCGUCGAACAUUGAUGGAGAAAGAGACAACGGGCAAGGGAGGCAAACGCCGCAGGUCCGCCUUUGCAGAAGAAGAAGAGGGGUACAUGUUUGUUGAGGAGGGUUUCCGCAUCCGGUUCAACAAUGGCGAGGUGAUUGAUUUCUACGCCGACUCUGGUGAGGACAAGGAAGGCUGGAUGAAGGCCCUUUCCGACGUCAUUGGCCGUGGUGAUGCCGGAUUGGAAGAGGAUCCCAGUGGGCCCCGGUCGCGGGCCAAGUGGUGCGAGCUUGUCUUCAAGCACGAAGAGCAAAUUCGACGCCGAACGGAUAGCCGGAGAGUGCACUCACGGACAAGGAGCACGUUCAACUAA
Molecule: messenger RNA, 4299 nt
Organism: Trichoderma breve
Lineage: Eukaryota; Fungi; Ascomycota; Sordariomycetes; Hypocreales; Hypocreaceae
Product: cell division protein anillin domain-containing protein
Exons: 8
Coding region: 1-4299 (1432 amino acids)
Molecular function (GO): GTP binding
Source: RefSeq, a predicted model, not a curated record